Molecule: messenger RNA, 699 nt
Organism: Phragmites australis (common reed)
Lineage: Eukaryota; Viridiplantae; Streptophyta; Magnoliopsida; Poales; Poaceae
Product: salicylic acid-binding protein 2-like
Exons: 1
Coding region: 1-699 (232 amino acids)
Biological process (GO): salicylic acid metabolic process; jasmonic acid metabolic process
Molecular function (GO): methyl salicylate esterase activity; methyl indole-3-acetate esterase activity; methyl jasmonate esterase activity
Source: RefSeq, a predicted model, not a curated record
AUGAUUACUACAGUAAAUGAGUCCAACGUUAUCUCUUCCAGACGCAACCUUAUGCCUCUCACCCUCUCUCCUCCUCUCAUUUCUCCUCUCUAUUUCCUCUCUCUCGAUCUCUACUUUGUCUCGAUCCAGGAAUGGCAAGCGAGCGAUGAUGGCACAGAGGCGAGGCGCAUCAUCCUGGUGCUUGGCACGGGCCACGGCGGGUGGUGCUGGUACCGGGUCACCACGCUGCUUUGCGUCGCGGGCCACCGCGUGGAUGCACCGGACCUUGCAGCCUCGGGCACCGAAGCACGCCCGCUCCACAACGCGCCCACCUUCGAGGACUAUAGGCGAUCAUUGCUCGACCUUCUCUGCGUGCUCCUGGCGGGGGAGAAGGCGGUCCUGGCCGGCCACAGCUUCGGUGUCAUGAGCGUCGCGCUCGCUGCGGAGGUGUUCCCAGAGAAGGUCAUGACCGCGGUCUUCGUCACCGCGUUCAUGCCGGACUGCACCAACCCACGCUCACACGUCAGCGAACAAGUACUUCGGUUCUCGACUACAUGCAUGUUGGUUAUCGAGCUAGCUGAAGAUAGUAGACCAGCGGCUGACAUGAUCCUUGUUUGGUUGUUUUCCCCUGUUGCCAUCUCUGUGGAAGCUUCCCCUGUUGGACUGGGUGGACAGCGUGACAGACUCAGAGCACGUGGAUUUCUUCUUCCAUUUGUGUAA